This is a messenger RNA of Rangifer tarandus platyrhynchus (Svalbard reindeer), 648 nucleotides long. NCBI's taxonomy places the organism in Eukaryota, Metazoa, Chordata, Mammalia, Artiodactyla, Cervidae. The record is from the annotation of a GenBank genome assembly.
AUGGGCUUGCCUGCCCAGAACAAGAUCUCAUCACCGCAAGCCUCCCUGGCCCGAUUUAGAAAGGGGGACAGGCCCGGGAGUCUAAGCUUGCACCCCUUGGUCUCAACAGAUCACUCCCAGCUUGGGAGCUGGAGGGGUCCUCACAGUGAACAGGCUGAAACCAAGGAGAGUUACUGGUUUUUCCAGUGUGUGGAAGGCCCGGCCUCUGAUUCCCCAUCCGGGCUCUGUGUCCCUGAGAAGUGGCUUCCAGCCCACCUGGACCUCUGCCCGUCCAGGGCACAGCUGCCCGGCACAGAGUCUGCAGGUUUUAAUGACCUGGCCCAGUAUGCCCUCGCUCCAUCUGUUGCCCCAGCAGACAGCCGACCGGGGGUUCCGGGGAGGGGUGGGGGGCUCCCCAUGACAGCUGCCCUAACGGGCAGAAGGCAUCUUUCUCAUUCCCCCGGUGCAGCUUCCAAGCUGGUUGUUUGCCCUCCACCACAAGAAGCCUGUCUCCUUCCUUCAGGGCCAGGACUGCCGGAGCCCCAGGUCUGCAGGGGCUGGGGGGGGGGCUGGGGGUCCCGUCUGUGGGGCCACCCCCAGCACUCCCCUCCUGUCCUCCACGGGUCUGCUGGGGGAGCCCCUGCCAGGCAGGGCGUGUGCCUGAACUAA